Messenger RNA from Acromyrmex echinatior (Panamanian leafcutter ant), 717 nucleotides. RefSeq lists its product as uncharacterized. Lineage: Eukaryota; Metazoa; Arthropoda; Insecta; Hymenoptera; Formicidae. The record is from RefSeq and is a predicted model, not a curated record.
AUGUCCUUGAUCUCCGAAGCGCUAGUCCAGCGCUUACACCUGCCGCGAUCCCGCGUGGCAAUCUCAAUUUUCGGCAUCGGCGGCUCACCUUUGGGUCCCUGUCGCAGAAAAGUAUCUCUCAAUCUCACCUCCAGGAUCAAUGGAACUCGAGUCACCGCUUUCAUCCUGCCACGUCUCUCGCUAUAUCAAGGAGCAGCUACGACAUAUAAAACUACAUGGCCUCACAUUGAAAGUCUCCAGCUAGCCGAUCCGCAAUUCUCGGCCGUCGAUCCCAUCGAGCUGUUGCUCGGCGCGGAAGUGUGCUCUAUCAUUCUGCAAGAGGGCCUGCGAAAGGGCGAUCCGCAUACUCCCGUCACUCAGCAUACCCUGCUCGGAUGGAUUCUCUCGGGAGGCUGCGGCGAGAAUCUCUCAGCGACUCUACACCGCUCCUUCCAAUGCACCGCCGACCACGAGCUGACCGCGCUCGUGCAACGUUUUUGGGAGCAAGAGAAGGAACCUUUUGCCUCAGUGUCCAUCACGCCAGACGAGCAACGAUGCGAAGAAUUCUUUGCUCGAACUCACAGCCGCACCGAUGCAAGGAGGUACGUUGUGCGACUGCCAUUUGCCGCGCCGCCAGCAGCACUCGGUGACACCCGCCAAUCAACCGAGCGACUGCUCACUUGGAGCGACGAUGCGACCGCGACGUUCGAUUCGGACUUCUGUAUCACGCCUUUCUAA